ACAAGAGAUUUAGAAGAAGUUUAUUCCUUGGAUACUAUGCCUCUGAUCCCUGAAAAUGUCUGCUAUCUUUUUGUGGAGGUUUCUAGUGUUGUUAGUCCAUCACAGUUUCAUGUUAUUUUACCAUUUGGAUCUAAAAGUGUUCAUGAAAUAGAUUCCCUACUGAAAAGAGGUACAUCUUUGGAAAGUUUGCUUAAUCAAGAGCCUAAAACAUUGUAUUCUGCAAUGAGUGAUCAUUACUCAAAGGCUCCUUUUAAGGAAAAUACAAAAGUUGCUUUAGCAUGUGGCAGCAUAGUAGUUGCCAAACGACAUCUGGAUGAAAAAUGGCACAGAGGCAGAGUAAUUGAUGCAACAGAUACUGCAGGGCCAGCUCAGAUAUUUUUUGUGGACUUUGGAGAUAAAGAAUGGGUUCCUCGAAAAUUGAUUCGAGAGAUUUUGCCUGAAUAUCUGCAUACACCAUUCCAAGCUAUAGAAUGUACAUUAUCUGAUAUUGAGCCUGUGAAUCAUGAAAAGGGUACAUUUUGGAGUGAAUCUGCAAUAAAAACUUUUAUGCAACUCGUAGAAAGGCAAGUGCUGAUAGCACACAUAACAUACAGGUUGGGUAAAGUUCUUCAUGUAACAUUGAUGAAAACGUCCAGAGAAAAUAAGUCCAGUGUAGGUGAUUAUCUUGUCAGUGCGGGUUAUGCGCAGUACCAAUGUCCCCAAAAAACGUCAUCAGCAAAAAAAGAAAUUUUAUUUAUACCGGGUUAAGUGUUUGUUGUAUAGUACUGUUCUUAGCCUGCUAUAAAAGUGCCUGAUAUAUAUUUUUUUUCUAGAAAAUGAAUGUUUUCUUUAUUUAUGUUAUAUAAACCUAGAUCUGAAUAAAUAUUUUUCUUUCCGUCUC
This is a messenger RNA of Stegodyphus dumicola, 880 nucleotides long. RefSeq lists its product as uncharacterized. Lineage: Eukaryota; Metazoa; Arthropoda; Arachnida; Araneae; Eresidae. Gene Ontology annotation, molecular function: metal ion binding. The record is from RefSeq and is a predicted model, not a curated record. Gene Ontology annotation, biological process: piRNA processing; P granule organization; spermatogenesis. Gene Ontology annotation, cellular component: P granule.